ACAUACUCUAUCUCUACAUCUUCUUACGCACACAAACACGAAGAACGAUGGCAGGGAUUCAACACGAACCGCGAGUUAUCGGAGGAAGCCAUCGUAUCUCAGCUGUUGAACCGAGUAGAAUUGCAUCUCCAGAUAUCAAAAGAGAAGACGAUAAUCAUCACGAGAUGAACCCUAAACAGAAGCCCGGAUGGAGAGCUUUCCUCUCAUUUGUUGGUCCCGGUUUCCUCGUUUCAUUGGCUUAUCUUGAUCCCGGCAAUUUGGAAACUGAUUUACAAGCAGGAGCAAACCAUAGAUACGAGCUACUUUGGGUGAUCUUAAUCGGGUUAAUAUUUGCGUUGGUGAUUCAAUCUCUCGCAGCAAAUUUAGGUGUAAGCACCGGAAAGCAUCUAUCAGAGUUAUGCAAGGCCGAAUACCCAAUUUUCGUGAAGUACUGUUUGUGGCUGCUAGCUGAGGUUGCGGUCAUUGCAGCGGAUAUUCCCGAAGUGAUUGGGACAGCUUUUGCACUGAAUAUCUUGUUCAAUAUUCCAGUUUGGGUUGGAGUUCUUCUCACUGGAUUCAGCACCCUCCUUCUUCUUGGUCUCCAAAGAUAUGGUGUGAGGAAGCUAGAGAUCUUAAUAGCUCUUCUAGUUUUCGUGAUGGCGGGUUGUUUCUUUGGAGAAAUGAGUUACGUGAAGCCACCGGCUGCCGAUGUGCUGAAGGGAAUGUUCAUCCCAAAACUCGGUGGCCGAGGUGCUACGGGUGACGCCAUUGCAUUGCUUGGUGCGCUUGUUAUGCCGCAUAAUCUUUUUCUUCAUUCCGCUCUCGUUCUCUCCCGGAAGAUACCAAAUUCGGUUCGUGGCAUCAAUGAUGCAUGCAGAUACUUCCUGAUAGAGAGUGGUAUUGCUCUCUUUGUGGCAUUCUUGAUCAACGUUUCAAUCAUCGCCGUUUCGGGUACAGUUUGCUCGGCUGAAAAUUUACCAAGUGCGGACUUUGAGCGAUGCAGUGAUCUUUCCCUUGACUCGGCUUCGUUUCUCCUUAAAAAUGUUUUGGGGAAGUCGAGCUCCACUCUUUACGCAAUUGCACUGCUAGCUUCUGGCCAGAGUUCAACCAUCACCGGCACUUACGCAGGACAAUUUAUUAUGCAGGGUUUUUUGGAUUUAAAGAUGAGGAAAUGGCUCAGGAACUUGAUAACAAGAUGCAUUGCCAUCACCCCGAGUCUAAUAGUAUCGAUAAUUGGUGGGUCGUCUGGUGCGGGACGACUAAUCAUCAUUGCAUCGAUGAUAUUGUCGUUUGAACUUCCUUUUGCCCUCAUUCCACUGCUCAAAUUCAGCAGCACAGCUACCAAAAUGGGUCCUCACAAAAACUCCAUGAUUAUCAUCGUCUUCUCCUGGGUGCUAGGGCUCGGGAUAAUCGGCAUCAACAUUUACUACUUGACCACUUCGUUCGUAGAUUGGCUAAUUCACAGCAGUUUGCCUAAAGUUGCUAAUGUGUUCAUUGGGAUUAUCGUCUUUCCCAUCAUGGCGGUCUACAUUCUAUCCGUGCUCUACCUUAUGUUCCGCAAAGAUGUUGUCGUUACGUUCGUCGAGCCAACAAAACGUGACCCUAAUGCUCAAGUUAGCAUGGAAAACGGAGAAAAUAACACCGACAAAGCGCAGGAGUUGACGAAUGUUCCGUAUAGAGAGGAUCUUGCUGAUAUCCCUUUUCCAGAAUAGGAUCUUAUUUGAAUUCUAAGGUUCA
Molecule: messenger RNA, 1716 nt
Organism: Cynara cardunculus var. scolymus (artichoke)
Lineage: Eukaryota; Viridiplantae; Streptophyta; Magnoliopsida; Asterales; Asteraceae
Product: metal transporter Nramp5-like
Exons: 13
Coding region: 48-1691 (547 amino acids)
Biological process (GO): metal ion transport
Cellular component (GO): membrane
Molecular function (GO): cadmium ion transmembrane transporter activity; manganese ion transmembrane transporter activity
Source: RefSeq, a predicted model, not a curated record